AUGCGCGUCCGCGCCGUCCGCGCCGUCCGCGUCCCUCCCCUCGCCCCCGCCUCCGUCGCGCGCUCGCGACGCGCCGCCAUCCGACGCGCGCGCUUACCCGCGCGCGCGCCUCCCACCCCGCGCGUCUUCUCGUUCGAGGGCGAGGCCGCCACGGAGGACGUGCUCGAGUCGUCCGCGGACCGCGGUGAGCCCUCGACGACGACGACGACGACGACGACGACGAUGAAGACGACGACGGCACCGCGCGCCGCGCGUUCCUCAAGCGCCGCGCACGCGGGCACGCGCGCGGUCGAGGAGCGCCCGGGCGCGCCGCCGACGCCGUCCGCGCGCUACCCGACGGUCACCGCGGUCGACUACGAAAAAGUCCCGCCGAACGCGACGCGUCUGCCGCCGCCGGACCUCCACGGACACGACUCGCCGCGGUUCGAGGAGGGUCCCUCGCUUUCAAUCCCCGCCCUCGGCGCCUUUCAACUCCACCUGACGCCUUUCAACUCCACUGUCGAGGAGGUGAUAUCGCGCCGCCGAUCGUGCCGCGACUUCGCGCCGCCGCCCCUCGGCCUCGUGCACUUGUACGAGAUCGCGCAGCUGUGUUGGGCGGGUCAGGGGUUGACCGCGCCGGAGGAAGCGCCGGAUAAGUACGGUCACGCCGGCGCGGCGUCGCGCGCGGCUCCGAGCGGCGGCUGUCUCUACCCGCUCAACCUGUACGUCGUCGUCGCCCCGGGCGGCCGCGUCGGCGGGCUCGACCCCGGGGCGUAUCGGUACCUCCCCGCGUCUCACGCGCUAUGCGCGCUGAGUCCGAAGGGAGACGAGCGAUGCGCGGACGACGCCGCGUCCAGGCGCGCGACGCGUCGGACUCCGAACCACACGUUCGUUUUUGACACGUGGAAGUACUGUAAUUCCAUCCGUAUCCACCAAUCACGCACCCGCGCGACUGACACGCGUGCGUCUUCUUCCCACUGCAGGGCGGAGAUCGAGAAUCUCGGCGAGGCGGUCUGCUUCGACGCCGCCGCCGCCGACGGCGUCCACGGCGCGCUCGCGCGGUCCACGAGCGCGCAGGCGAACUCGACGGAGUACCAGACAUGGAUCGACGACUCCGCCGUCGUCGUGCUCGUCACCGGGAACGUUCGCGCGACGGCGAAGCACGGAGGACUCUACCGGCGAUUCGCGACCGAGCUGGUUACGACCGAAGCCGGGAUGGUCGCGGAGAACGUCGUGUUACAGGCGACCUCGCUCGGCCUCGGGGCGACCCCUAUCGGCGCGUUCGACGCGCGCGCGAUUCAUCGGACGCUGCCUUUGAAAGAGACGGGCGAGGACCCGCUCGUGAUGCUGGCCGUGGGCGUUCCGAAAGGGAGCUUCAGGGAGCACCACGGCCACGGCCGCGCGGAGGACGAGCAGAGCGCGAGGGCGGCGGAAGUCGCCGCGAAAGGUGAGGAGACUGCUCGCCGUACGACCCGAUGA
Messenger RNA from Micromonas pusilla CCMP1545, 1458 nucleotides. RefSeq lists its product as uncharacterized. The transcript has 3 exons. Gene Ontology annotation, molecular function: oxidoreductase activity. The coding region runs from base 1 to 1458 and encodes 485 amino acids. Lineage: Eukaryota; Viridiplantae; Chlorophyta; Mamiellophyceae; Mamiellales; Mamiellaceae. The record is from RefSeq and is a predicted model, not a curated record.